Molecule: messenger RNA, 390 nt
Organism: Psylliodes chrysocephalus
Lineage: Eukaryota; Metazoa; Arthropoda; Insecta; Coleoptera; Chrysomelidae
Source: the annotation of a GenBank genome assembly
AUGGGGAUCCAUAAUCCUUACGACGAUGAUGCUGAUGAGUCAGUUAUUGAGAAUCAGAAAACAAAUGAGGUUACACUGGAAUAUGUAAAUGCAGUAGAUGUACUUGAAAAUAAGGCAUCAACUUCACAAACAAUAGAGGAGGUGCAGAGCAUUGACAGUGAGGUAGUAACGGAACCUUGGAAAAAGUAUACACCAAUACAAUUACAGCCACCUGUGAGUGCCCCACUAGUGCCUAGUGAAAACAAAGUGACACCCGUAACAGUCAUUAAACCUAUGACGUCCUCAAAUAUUGCAAAAAAAUAUGUUCUGUUGCUUGACAAGAGGCUACAAAUAGUUGAUACACAACUUAGUCAUAUUAAAGUGGAAAAUAAACUAAAAAUAAAAAAAUGA